AUGGCUUCAGCAAUAUCUACAGCCGUUUCCCGUGAAUACUUACUCUACUCCCACUCUGACCUGACCUCUCUUAAGAUCUAUCUGCUCACUUAUCUGCUAAAGCGCCCAUCCAUCCCAACUUACGCCCGAGAACAACUUCUCUAUGCUAUAGCAGUUCUCACCAAAAGGGGAAUUGAGGAUUACGACGAGCAGGAAAAACGAAAAGUUAUGGAUCAAAUGAGAGAGUUGUGUGGUGUGAGUGAAUGGGGACGUGAAUUGGCAAUUGGUUUGGGGAAAGCAUUGGUAGAUGAAUUUGGAAUGAUUCGGGGGAGCAGAGUUGGUGUUUCAUGGGACUAUCAUAAAAGGACUAAGGAAUAUUUUGAGUCUAAUUACCUCCUCCCGCUCUUCGAUCUUCUUCUUAACGUUCUUCAUGGGCAAUAUCAAACACACGCUCAAUCUCCACACUAUGUUUCUACUACACUCGCUGAUGACACGCGUAUUAGCAACCAUACCACAUCCUCUUCUAAUCCCUCCUUCAAUCCAAAGCAAGAUCCACUGCUAUUAAUAUGCUUCAGUUUGGCCGACAAGAUUUUGAGUUGGAAUUUUGAAAGAAAGAAGGAAGGCAUUAUGCUCGCUGGAGCCUUUGCAGCAGAAGGCGAGAUAAUUGAAGAAGACGAAUUAUUUGAAAGUGCUAUGACACCUGAGUUUCCAGCGUCGUGGAGGAGUUAUUUAACCAAUCCUGAUGUAUUAAAGAUGUUCUUUGCGCUGCACAAACUAGUGCAAGGAUCUGAGAUGGCCGCUCACCGCUCUCGCCAGUGUUUGAUACAACUUUCGGGGUUACAUGGGGAACUAUUUGAAGACACUGAACAAUUUAAGGCAUACGCAUCGAUAAUUAUAGAACAACUUAUGAAGCUUAUGGAUGAUCUUGCUCUGGCUUACUCUCUACCUACUCCAAUUCAACCACAAACACACGGUCCCACACUUUUGGGUGUUACCCAAAUGAUCCGCCGUCUACUGACCACCAUCCCACUCAACAUCCUCUGCUUUGUGCCAGAAGCGGGCCAGUUUCUGCAUAGCGUGGCUCAGCUUAGUGCUACCUGUCUCAGGGAGCCUGUAAGGAGUGGAUACAUGGUCGAUGAAUUAACGUGGUAUAUGGAGGCCUUCGAUGAUCUUUUGGCUGUUUGGGUUAUGUUAGUCCAAAAUGCCUUGGAACUUUGCGCAUCCCAGCCAACGUAUUCAAGAGGAAUGGACUAUCAGAGUCAGUCUUCUUUCGACACUACGGGCGUGCUUGGUUUUCUUGCAGAGGCUUGUAACCACAUCACGGCUACGUAUAUUGAAACACGCUUGGAGAUGGCCAAGUAUUUAGUCGAGGAAGAAGACGAGGAUCUCGAAGGAUUUAAGGAUUGGGAAACUUAUGAGGACCAACUUUUAGGUAUAUCUAUUCUUGCUCGAAUAGUGCCCGAGAGAACAAUUGGACGACUCUACCAAUGCCUGCAUGAACGGACAACAUACUUGAAGAAAUUUUUCGGUACAGGAGUUGGGGAAGAAAACAACAGCUUGGACUAUUUAUAUGAAACGACGCAUUGGUUAACUCUGAUUUCUGGAUUUGUGUUAGCUGACUCUGGCGAAGGAGAGCAGCCUCUUGUCCCGGACUCUAUGUCUAAUCUUAGCAAAGAGCUCGAUCAAGUAGUCAUUCUAACAAAGACAAUCCUCAGUAUAUUUGAAUUAGUCUCACUGGAUCCAUCGACCAUUGAGGCAUCACACUGUAGCCCCAGAGUUGCGGAGACAUUGUUCUGGUUUGUCGAACGAUGGGGAAGCACUUAUCUGUUACUCGAUGAGAAGGAUCAUAGCAUGAUGAGUCAGAACAUUGUCAGCGCGUUUGGCAGACCGUCAUCGUUUGGGGAAGGCAAGGCUGUUCUCGAUUUCUUAAUAGAUAAGAUACGAAUUAAUUUCAAACUUUGGAGUGCAGACUCUGAACCAUUGAUCCAGAUCGUUCGUACGCUCGACUCUUUUGGUAAACGUUCGGCAUUGAGAAACGGACUUCUGGAAUCAGACAAGUUUCCAUCAUUGGUUUCUUAUCUCACAGACAAUCUUAACGAAUUUCCUCCUACAACACACAGCGGUAUGAUAAAGACAAUUACCGUUAUAACUUCGGGAGCGCCCGAUGACGGAAUACGACGAAAAUAUUUCGAGUUGGUGACAAAUACUAUUGAGAAACGGUUUAUCAAUGUGUUGCAAAGACCAGAUUUAGCUCAGGUGUAUCAUAAUGGAGAACUCAUUAACGAUGUUAUGAAUACGCUAGAGAUGUUUGACGGUCUUGCAAUGGGCUCGAAUAUGUUAAAUUGCAUUCUCGUCUAUGAAUUUUGUGCAAGAUAUUUUGAGUCAUUCAUUAAACUCAUAAAUAUCUAUCAAAACUAUUAUGAGGUUUCAUUGCUUGUAUUGCAAUUCUUUGACUCUUUUGUGAAGUAUCAAGAUUUCGGGAAAUUGUCAAGCGAGCAGUCUCAAAUUCUCUACAACGCCGUCAUUGAAUUAUUUAAGAACUAUUUUGCAGCCAACUCUGGUAGACAACGAAUUGGAUGUUUGGAAGAAGAGGAGGACGAUCCGUAUGCAGAUAUAUGCCUGUUAUUAGAUCUUUUAUCAGAACUAAUGGCUUCAGAGUUUGAGGCGUGUGGAUGGGAUGUCUCAUCACGGAAACAGCCUUUAGGAGAUGUUGACGUCGCUAGCGUCGUUCUGUAUGGUCUCAAUCUUAUAAUACCUUUAAUAAAUUUACAAAUGUUAAAGUUACCAAAGCUAUGUAAGGAAUAUGUAAAGCUAAUAGCACAUAUCGUCGAGUUCUAUCCUGACAAGCUUGCCUAUCAAGCUAUUACGCCGUUGGCUCUAUUUGUCCAUAAUGAAGAACGAAAGCGCAAUUCCACAGCAACCGUUCAGCAUUUACAUGCACCAUUGGACAAGCUUUUGAGCGUGAUUAUGGACUGUCUAUUAUUCAAAGAAUUUAAUUCCGAUAUGCUUGAGCCUGCCGCUGAAGCUUUGAUAGCGUUAAUAUGUGCGCGAAGGAAUUCAUAUAACGGUCUUGUGCAUACAUUAGUAUCUCAGCAAAAUACACGCGAGUUUGAAGAUCGUCUGAGGGAUGCAUUUACGACGCUGCAAGCGAAUGUACCAGACACAUUACCUGAGACUGUUUUAAGUAGGCGAGAUGUUGGAUCUUUUCGAGAUGUUCUGUAUACAUUCUUAAUGAAUGUGCGGGGGUUCCUGAGAAUAAGAUAA
Paraglomus occultum is the source of this 3243-nucleotide messenger RNA. The record is from the annotation of a GenBank genome assembly. Lineage: Eukaryota; Fungi; Glomeromycota; Glomeromycetes; Paraglomerales; Paraglomeraceae.